AUGUCGUCGAGAAUGUCCUUCAAGACCUCGUCGAUCGUUGCGUUGGACGGAAGGGGUCCAGGAACAAUGCUAGAGCUCGAUUCGUUGCUCGGGACUCAUCUUGUGCUUGAAGUACCACUUGGUGUAUUCCGAGAAGUCCUUGUCGAAGAGCAAUCCGGGAUGGUAGUACGUGUGGCCGACUCGGAGGUACUCGUAGAACGGGUAGAUGAAUCCGAGGAUGAUGGCCGCCAAUCCGGGAAGAACUACAGAAUCAAAAAUAUUCUAGAAAUAUCAGAGGUUGCGUUGAACUGGGACAACCCAUCACAUACACAAGCCAAGCAAAAGAAACUAGAAGACCUUGGGCUGAAGACCGAGCUGAUCCGCGUAGUCUUGAAGCUGCUUGAGAGGAACUUCGCGGAGUUCGAAGAAGGUCUUGAUGGCGUCGCUGUGGGCUUGGAAGAACUUGGAGAGGUACGCGUCGAGGUUCCAGUACUUCUUCUUGUAGAUCUCGUGCUUGAAGUACCAGGUGGAGUACUCGGAGAAGUCCUUGUCCACGAUGUAACCCGGGUGGUAGUAGAUAUCGGAUCCGUGGACUUUGAAGAACGACUGGCGUUGAUCUUGGUUGAAUUUCGUGAGGAAAUUCGAGAAGGGAGCGAUGACCUCAUCAUGGAGUCAGCAUCUUCCAUCAACUCCGCAACGCUCGGAAGCAAUUCGACCAACAGACUGAUCAUCCCUUCCCGCCCAAGUGCCAGGACUAUCUGCUUCUGGCAACGAACAGCUAGCAAGCGGAUCUGCAGCAAAACAUUCGAAUUUACAUUUGAUGAUCCAGUAGCUAUACCAAUUACUGAAUCAACUCACUUCAGCCGACGUGUGCCUGGCCUUGAGCAUCACCAACUCGGACAACUUUUUCAGCAUCGUUUCCUUGGAAGCAUGCUCCAGAGCAACGCCGAAAUGCACAAUGGCGGCCAUCACGAAAUCCCGGACUUCAUCUUCAUUCAGAUUCCGGUUCUCCAACUGAUCCACCAACGGCUCAACCACAGCCUCGAACCUCUCGUUAGUAACAAACGACACCGGCGGGCAGAACGUGAAACAGGAUUUCAGGGUGCCCAAAACUGCCUUCAGGGCAAUGGGCUUUUGCGACUUUGGCAUGCCAGCAAUGAAUGCGACGAAAUCCGAAUCGGAUUCGAAGGUUUUCGUAUCAUCUUGUCCGCUUUUCUGUUCACGAUCUUGAAUAGUUUCUGGGGUGAGGUUGACGAAUUUUCGCACUAUAGUGACGAGUUCUGUGAAAAGGUGGCUUGCAAAUGGUUCGAAGAGCUCCUUCAGUCGAUGAGAAAUAAUUUGAAGUACGCCUGA
Molecule: messenger RNA, 1332 nt
Organism: Notodromas monacha
Lineage: Eukaryota; Metazoa; Arthropoda; Ostracoda; Podocopida; Cyprididae
Source: the annotation of a GenBank genome assembly